AUGAAAAUAACGCAUUUUAGAGAGCUUAUCAACGGCCAGCUCACAUCGGAGCCUACCCUUCACUCCGACACUUUGGCAACAACUGUCACCUUCUACGACACCCGAGUUGCGAAUAAAUUCCGAAGGGUACUGCGGUCAGUACAAGGUGUGGGUCGAACCACCGAAAAAACUCCGGCAGAGGCCACCACGGUACGUUGGGGUAGUGAGUACUCAGCCGCAUCUAUAUUUCGCCUAUUGAUCACUCAGAAGGCGGUGAGCACCGUUGCCCAGACCAAGAGGCUCCCCCUCUACCACAAGACCCUCUACGGCUGCCAUCAGUGA
Perkinsus marinus ATCC 50983 is the source of this 321-nucleotide messenger RNA. RefSeq lists its product as hypothetical. Lineage: Eukaryota; Perkinsozoa; Perkinsida; Perkinsidae. The transcript has 3 exons. The record is from RefSeq and is a predicted model, not a curated record. The coding region runs from base 1 to 321 and encodes 106 amino acids.